AUGGCAAGUCAACCCAACCCAUUCCAUGCCGCCCUCGGUGGUGCCAACCAUCUCACUCUGGCCGAGCUUGAAGCCGCUACCAUUGGCUCCAAUGGCUUUCAGAUGCUCCAGCGACAGGUUGCUCAACCUCGCUCCGAGUACUCAAAAGUCUCAGCAUGGCUCUCAGAUCAGGGCGUGCACAUGGGCGACGAGUAUUUCGUCGAGGUAGAUGAGCCCAAGACGCCUCGAUCAAACCGACAUAACCCCAUAUUCAUUCCCGAUGAUGACUCGGAGUCGGCGGCCCAGCCGCCUGGCGGCGCUGCACGUGUUGGUACGGCCGCCGCGAGGACACCCCGCGGGGUGCCGCCGUACACUCCCCCUUCGUCUCGGCAUUUUUCAUCCAAAAAGCGCAAGCGCAAAGUGCCCGAGGUGGACGAGGACAUCGAGGACGUUCUUGUCGUUCAGCCACCUUCCAGCACCCCGACACGCCGCAAGCGCAAAGUGUCCGAGGUGGACGAGGACAUCGAGGAGGUCAUUGUCGUUCAGACACCUUCCAGCACCCCGACACGCCGCCCGCGCCCGACCCCUAUUAUUGACUUGACCCAGGCCGAUCGCUCGAAGCGUACAAGGUCCUUUAUGGGAAAUAUGGAUGACGAUGUCAUAAUCGUCGACCCUCCGGCCCCUACGGUGCGUCGUGAAUUGCAGGCAUUCCUCCGUGGAGAGGAGGGGGGUUCCAAUCUACCCCCUGGGGAGCGGUUGAGACCGAUGAACACGGAGCCGGCUGCUGGAGUUGAAGGGAUGCCGCACGACUCAACUGCGCCCGAGGCGAACGCCAACGAGACAUUGGACUUGCUCCGGAGUGUUGAGGCAAUGACACAUUUCUUCACUUUGGCAACAGAGACUCGGGACAAGAUUUAUCGUCACCUGCUGGUUUCACCGAGACCUAUUCACGUCCGGCAUCUUUGGACAGACGUGGCCCGCCGCUCUAUCCGCCGCGGGGGGCGUGGUGACGACAUAGGGGGUACCAAUAUCGACAUUGGGAUUCUGACCGUGUGCCGCCGCGCCGCGGAUGAGGGCACUCGCAUCCUCUAUUCGGAGAACACCUUUCUCUACCAGUUGCGAGAUCCGGAGGUUGUCGAAGUUGUAACCGGGGGUGGCCGGCGAAGCAAGCGGGUCGCCAAUCGCAGGGAGCAAGAGAACCGCAGCAUCAAUCUCGCCAAGUACGGCAAUCUCAUCCGGCACAUGGCCAUCGAGCUGGAGGCGAACCGCACAGCCACUUCAUACGAGAAGCUCAUGAGCGCCGCUCUCGAAACCCUCGCCCCCAACGGUGCGGAGUCUCUUCCGUCUCCGCCCCGUCCGCUUUGUAGCUCCAUCCACCUGCACACGCUGACCAUCACCAUCUCGCCGUUGUUUGAGCCCAGCCAUCGCAUCAUCCGGGUCCCGGGAAACAAUGACACAGUCAUCCGCGAGGGCCGCUUCCUCAGCAUGGUGAGCUUCUUCAGCCGGGGCGCGCCGGUGCUCAAGGCACUGCAGCGCCUCAACGUCGAGUUCCUGCGUAUCAACGUGCACGUCAACUCGGACCUCGGCGUCAACGGUCUCGACGCAGCCAACUCCUGGCUCGACUCUGCCGGCGACGACCCCGACGACUCGGACGACGACUCGCACGACGACUCACACCUCUCCUCUCACAACGCCCAGCAGCCCAAGAAACGCCACCUCGAGACAACCAUCGACCUGCGCUACCUGCCCCGGCACAUGGAGACGCUCCGGCGGCAGCCCGGCCCCGCGGGCCCCCUCUGGGAGAACGAUGUGCUGAUGCAGGAGAAACAGCGGCAGAAGGGCGCCGCCGCCGAGGACGCCUUGGCCCACCUGCGCCGGCACAUCGAGGAUGCCUGCCUCCGGCCCGAAUUUGCCAUGCGCGGCAUCUGGGAGGACCAUGGAGCUGCUGAGCAGCGGCGUCGCGAGCAGCGGGUGAAGGAGGACGCCCGGUUCGACGCUGAUGCGUACGAUGAUGCUGGGGAUGAGGAGGGCGCGGACGAAGAUAGUGAGGACGAGGAUCGCGCUGCGCGGCGGACGAAGUCGCUCAUUAUCUCGAUUGAUCGGGUUGGCCAGCAGUUGCGGGCGUAUCGCGCUUGA
Molecule: messenger RNA, 2115 nt
Organism: Chaetomium globosum CBS 148.51
Lineage: Eukaryota; Fungi; Ascomycota; Sordariomycetes; Sordariales; Chaetomiaceae
Exons: 1
Coding region: 1-2115 (704 amino acids)
Source: RefSeq, a predicted model, not a curated record